Messenger RNA from Exophiala bonariae, 1203 nucleotides. RefSeq lists its product as uncharacterized. The record is from RefSeq and is a predicted model, not a curated record. Bases 1 to 1203 code for a protein of 400 amino acids. NCBI's taxonomy places the organism in Eukaryota, Fungi, Ascomycota, Eurotiomycetes, Chaetothyriales, Herpotrichiellaceae. The transcript is spliced from 5 exons. Gene Ontology annotation, molecular function: nucleotide binding.
AUGGCACCAAUCAAAGUCGGGAUCAUAGGGUACGGCUUCUCAACGAAGUGCUUCCAUGUGCCUUUCAUAUCUGCUCAUCCAGAUCUACAAAUCGCAUGCUUCGUGCAGCGCGCAGAGGCACCCAGUGACAAGGCUGGUGCUAAGCCCGGCUCGCAUUGCACGGUGGACCAUCCAGAGGCGAAGCAUUAUCGAACAGUGGAUGAGCUUUUCAAGGACCCUGAUGUAGAGCUGGUGGUCGUCUGCAGCCAUACAGAUACCCAUACUUCGUUUGCUGAACAAGCUUUGCUUGCAGGAAAACAUGGUCGUUAUCCCCCAAACCACAAAGAUGCAAAUGCUCGGGAUGCUGACUUCGUGGUCGAGAAGCCGUUCACACGAACGACUGAGGAAGCAGAUAAACUGAUUUCCCUUGCCCAGGAGAAGGGCUUGGUAUUGACCGUUUUUCAGAACCGGAGAUGGGACGGAGAUUUCCAAACACUCAAGGCUCUGAUUGACAAAGAUGCUCUGGGAACGAUCAAAGAAGCCGAGAUUCACUAUGACAUUGACUCUCCGCCGUGGGUGGCACGUAUGACCGGCAAGGAAUACUCGCCCGGACAGGGCAUGGCAUUCGGUCUGGGUAGCCACACCAUCGACCAAGCGCUCAUUCUCUUCGGACGCCCUGAGUCCGUCACAGGGUUCUUCCGCGCCCUUCGCGGCGUCGAGAGUGACAUCGACGACACCUUCACGAUCAUCCUGCAGUACGGCGCUCCACGACAAGAUCUGCUGGUCACGAUCAAAACCAACAUCGUCUCGCCGAUGGCCGACCAGCUCAAGUAUUUCGUGCGAGGCACGGGGGGUACAUUUGUCAAGCACGGCACCUGUGCACAAGAGCAACAGAUCUUCGACGGCCAGAAGCCCACAUCAUCGGGAUUCGGGAGUGAGCCCGAACACCUAUACGGCCUGUUGACCAGCCGCACCGACCCCAGCGACAUCUUGCCCCGAGAGCCAGCAACCUCCAAGGUGACGUAUGACGCGCUCUCCAAGACAUACAGCGCACGGUACCCGACGGUCCCAGGGCGAUGGCUGGGCUUCUAUGAGAACGUGGCGGACGCGAUACGUGGCGGAGCGCCUCUUGCUGUCAAGCCUGGGGAGUCGCGUGAUGGCAUCCGAGUUAUUGAGUUGGCGAGGGAGAGCCAUGAGCGCCGCGCGACGGUCGCUUGGUAUUGA